AUGUCGGACAGUGACCAAACGAUUCGCGACCUAUUAAUGUCAAUUGCUGACGAGCUCCACUACGAAAACUGUCACAUUCAGCUGCAAGCUACAAGCACUAAUGGCGCCAACUUCUCCUCUAAGCUCUACGAGGCAACAAUCUCAGCACCCGACAAGCCUGACGUUGAGCUGUUUGCCAAAUUCGGUAUCAUCGGCGAAGAGACAAGGGCAGUUGUCAACAUGGAUAUUUACUCAAGGGAGUUUGUAUUCUACAACGAAGUGAUGAAUGUAUACAAAUGCAUGGAAGAGAAGCACAACAUUCCGGAGAGAGACAGACUGUGUCUCGCAAAGUAUUACGGCUGUAAUAAAGAGUACCUGAAGGAGUCGAUUGUGUUGGAGAAUUUGUUGAAGAAAGACUUCGAAUGUUACGAUCGAUUAAAAAGCGUCGAUUGGGUGUACGCACGCGAAAGUGUUAAGCAGUUGGCGGUCCUACACGCAUCUUCUAUCGCAUACGCCCAAGAGUACCCGCAGAAGUUCGCAGAAAUCACCAAGGGGCUGGAUUUCGUAUACCCGAAAACUUUUAUCGAGAAAGCCGUGGAUAACGCUCUAGCUGCUGCCAAGGAGGACUACCGCGAGAGGUUCUCCAUUUUCCUCAAGGAGAAUUUGAAAGGCGACAACUAUGAGAGGUUCUUUAAACCAGGUCGAAUAACGGUGAUGAUUGAUGGUGAUUACAGACCCAGUAACUUGAUGCACCGAGUGCUGGAGAAUGGAGAGUUAGAAGUCGCGAUACUGGAUUUCCAGACCUUUCAAGUAGAUCCGGAGGAUGUCCCCAGUAUCGAAAACAGCCUUGAGCGCGUAGACCAGGGCGUAAAGCCUAGCGCUUUAUUCGCAGAAAGAUUGAACGGAAUCAUUAGCGACUACAUCAGAAUGGGUGUCUUG
This is a messenger RNA of Iphiclides podalirius (scarce swallowtail), 918 nucleotides long. Lineage: Eukaryota; Metazoa; Arthropoda; Insecta; Lepidoptera; Papilionidae. The record is from the annotation of a GenBank genome assembly.